Molecule: messenger RNA, 699 nt
Organism: Trichoplax adhaerens
Lineage: Eukaryota; Metazoa; Placozoa; Uniplacotomia; Trichoplacea; Trichoplacidae
Exons: 7
Coding region: 1-699 (232 amino acids)
Biological process (GO): GPI anchor biosynthetic process
Cellular component (GO): endoplasmic reticulum
Molecular function (GO): N-acetylglucosaminylphosphatidylinositol deacetylase activity
Source: RefSeq, a predicted model, not a curated record
AUGGAUGGCAAUAUUUCUUACGGAUUGUACACCUUCAUCGUAAAGAUCGCGUCGACAUCGGUGUUUCAAGUUUCAUUGCUUAUAGUUGUUGUAAUGAUGUUAGCUUAUCAUUCCACAAAUUUGAAUGAUUGGUGUACAGUUGUAGCUCAAAAGAAUGUAUUAUUGGUAAUAGCACAUCCAGAUGAUGAAUGCAUGUUUUUCUCACCAUGCGCUCAGGCUAUGGCAAAAUUUCUACAAGAUGAUCCAAACGCAAACUGGGAUAAAAAAUUGUUGAAAAAAAUUUUUCGUGAUAGAAUUUGUCAGCAUCGAAUAAAUGUGAUUGUUACCUUUGAUGAAUAUGGCGUUUCUGGUCAUGCGAAUCAUAUUUCACUUUAUCAUGCUCUAAAAUAUAUGCAUUUAUUAUCUGCUUUUUUAAGUGAACUAAUCCACGAAGAGAGUGAUGACUGUAUAGCACAGAUAGAGGCUUUUGCUCUAAAAAGCGUCAAUGUUAUUCGCAAAUAUAUUGGUAUUAUGGACAUUAUUUGGACGAUAUUACUAAAAGGAAAUAGUUAUGUGUGCAUAAAUUCUUUCGGAGGUUGCAUCGCCUCACAAUUAGCGAUGCGAGCACAUGCUAGUCAAUUUGUUUGGUUCCGACGAUUGUACGUUAUCUUCUCAAGUUAUUAUCUAAGAUAUGAUCAUGGAUCUAUUGCAUUUAAAUGA